Molecule: messenger RNA, 765 nt
Organism: Entamoeba invadens IP1
Lineage: Eukaryota; Evosea; Mastigamoebida; Endamoebidae
Exons: 1
Coding region: 1-765 (254 amino acids)
Source: RefSeq, a predicted model, not a curated record
AUGCAAGAAGACGAGAUUGUUGGCACAUUUAAAUGGAAGAAAGAAAAAGAAGCACCAAAAAGCUCACGACACGUUAAAGCUUCGCCUGAUCCGACUUACUCGUUUGAUCCCAAAGGAAGUAAUUUAACUGAAAUUGAGUGUUUUAGGUUGUUUUUUUGUGAAGAGAUAGCAAAUAACCUUUUAUUGUUUUCAAAUAAAAAAAUAGCCAAAGAACAUAAGACUGAUGAUAACAAACUUUCUAAAACGAGCAUCCUGAGGUACCUAGGAAUUCUUCUCUACAUGGGAGCUCACCAUGAUGUCAUUAAUCCCGUGGAAGAGCUUUGGUCAAUCGACCACGGAAAAUCUAUUUAUAGAAAUAGCAUGCCACGUGACAUGUUUAAAUUCAUUUCUUCACACAUCGAAACUUACGAUGUGGGCCAGCCAGAUGAUGUUUGUGAUGAUGCAUCAGACACUUCAGAUGAUGGGGAUGUCGAAGAGAAAGAGGAAUCUGAAAACGGGCCAGAAGGAGAGUAUUUCAACUGUGCGGAAUAUUCAGAUCGAGAUUUCAGAGAUCUCUCUGAAGAGCAACUCAGGAAAGAUGUCAGAAUCAAAAGGGGCAUCGUUGGUAGUGGAGUUGUUAAAGUCGUCCCUGCAAUAACUCCAAAUGCACACGACAGCUUUUCUAAAAUUAGAGUGAUUUUAGAUAAGUUUAUUUCUAAUCUUGUCAACCAAACCUAUUACAAACCUAGUAAUAGUGUUUCGGUUGACGAACAUUUGUUCUUAUAA